AUGGCACAAGCAGAGUCGUCAACGGCGGCUUCCAAGGAUAGUUUGCGCGCCAACGUUUCAGGGGCGCCUGUCAAUUAUGAAUUGCCGUGGGUGGAGAAAUAUCGACCUGUAUUUCUAGACGACGUUGUUGGAAAUACCGAAACCAUAGAGCGGUUAAAGAUCAUCGCCCGUGAUGGAAACAUGCCCCAUGUUAUCAUAUCUGGCAUGCCAGGAAUAGGGAAGACGACCUCGAUUCUCUGUCUAGCAAGACAAAUGCUAGGAGAUACAUAUAAGGAGGCCGUAUUGGAGCUUAAUGCCAGUGACGAGCGAGGUAUCGACGUUGUCCGAAAUAGGAUAAAAGGGUUUGCGCAAAAGAAAGUCACACUGCCCCCUGGUAGACAUAAGCUUGUCAUCCUCGAUGAAGCAGAUAGUAUGACAUCUGGUGCUCAACAAGCUCUUCGACGUACCAUGGAGAUCUUCUCUACCACCACCCGCUUUGCCUUUGCAUGCAAUCAAUCUAAUAAGAUCAUUGAGCCCUUGCAAUCUCGUUGCGCAAUUCUCCGGUAUUCGCGUUUAACCGAUGCACAGGUCGUCAAGCGAUUGAUGCAAAUCUGCGAAGCGGAGAAUGUUAAACACUCUGAAGAUGGCAUUGCAGCUCUCGUAUUUAGUGCCGAAGGUGACAUGCGUCAGGCAAUCAACAACCUGCAGAGUACAUGGGCUGGAUUCGGAUUUGUGAGUGGUGACAACGUCUUCCGAGUUGUAGAUAGCCCACAUCCGGUGAAGGUGCAGGCGAUGAUCAAGGCAUGUUGGGAAGGGAAAGUUGAUAUCGCGUUGGAUACUUUGAAUGAAUUAUGGGACCUGGGGUACUCUGCCCACGAUAUCAUAUCGACCAUGUUCCGCGUAACCAAGACUAUUCCUAACCUCUCUGAACAUUCAAAACUAGAGUUUAUCAAGGAGAUCGGGUUUACUCACAUGAGGAUCCUGGAGGGGCUGCAGACCCUAGUCCAGCUCAGCGGGUGUAUCGCCAAAUUAUGCAAAAUCAACAUGAAACCAGAGCUGUAUAAGCCGCAAAAGUCGUGA
Arthroderma uncinatum is the source of this 1059-nucleotide messenger RNA. Its product is annotated as replication factor C subunit 4. Gene Ontology annotation, biological process: DNA-templated DNA replication; DNA repair. NCBI's taxonomy places the organism in Eukaryota, Fungi, Ascomycota, Eurotiomycetes, Onygenales, Arthrodermataceae. The coding region runs from base 1 to 1059 and encodes 352 amino acids. The record is from RefSeq and is a predicted model, not a curated record. The transcript has 5 exons. Gene Ontology annotation, molecular function: ATP hydrolysis activity; DNA clamp loader activity; ATP binding. Gene Ontology annotation, cellular component: nucleus; Rad17 RFC-like complex; DNA replication factor C complex.